CUGUGUCACUGUUAUUUACUUACUGUACUGUUUUUGUGCUGUUAUUGUACUGUUGAAUUUGUGGAUCACUGCAAAACUCCCCAUCACCCCACUUCUUAAAUGGUCUCAACUACUAAGGUUCCUCUGCUGUGAGGAAGAUAUGAUCUUUUGCCUGACAUAAGGGAUGGGGAGUUACAGUGUGUGCAUAUGCUUCACAAGAAGAUUCCGAGUCACAGAAGCAGCAGCACCGCCUGAUGUUGUCGAAAUAUUUGAGAAAUAUUCAGAAGGUGGGACUCACUUGACACCAGAACAACUCUGGAGAUUCUUGGUAGACAUGCAAGGUGAUACUGGAGCUACAAUUUAUGAUGCUGAGAAUAUUGUGCAGCAAGUGGUUCACAGAAGGCAUCAUAUUACAAAGUACACGAGACAUUCUCUUAAUCUUGAUGAUUUUUAUCAUUACCUUUUUUCAACAGAUCUUAAUCCCCCAAUGUCAUCUCAGGUUAGUCAAGACAUGACUGAACCACUGUCACAUUAUUUCAUAUACACCGGACACAAUUCCUACUUGACUGGAAAUCAGCUCAAUAGUGCUUCGUGUGAUGUCCCAAUCAUCAAGGCGCUAAAAAGGGGUGUACGAGUUAUAGAACUUGAUAUAUGGCCAGAUUCAAACUCAGGAAAGGAUGCUAUAUGUGUUAAACACGGAUGGACCCUCACAACUCCAGUGGACUUUUUGACAUGUUUGAGAUCAAUAAAAGAGCACGCCUUUGCUACCUCACCGUACCCUGUCGUAAUAACUCUAGAAGACCACCUUACAUCAGAUCUUCAGGCUAAAGCAGCUCAGAUGCUCACCGAAACAUUUGGAGAGGUGCUGUAUUGCUCUGAUAUAGGUAUGAUGAAAAAGUUGCCAUCUCCAGAAAAAUUGAAACAUCGAGUAAUUAUUUCAACAAAACCUCCAAAGGAGUACCUUGAAGAUAAAGCUGCAAACAUUCAAAAAUACCCGUCCAUUAGAAAGGAUUAUGAUGACGGUCCAUGGGAUGAUGAGCCGAUAUAUGAUACAGAUGAUCAUGAAGAUGACGAUAAGAGCUUUGACAUCGAAAUGCCCAUUCAGAGUGCUGUUAAUUCUGAUGAGCUUGAACAAAAGAUCAUUACACCACCAGAAUACAAGCAUCUUAUCGGCAUAUAUGCUGGGAAACCAAAAGGAGGCCUAGAGGAAGCUUUAAAAGUUGAAGAUGACAAAGUUAGACGCCUUAGUUUGAGCGAGCAAGGACUUGAGAAGGCCGCUAAAUCUCAUGGAGUGGAUGUUGUGAGGUUCACUCAAAAGAAUAUUUUGAGAAUAUACCCUAAAGGUAUUCGGUUUAACUCCUCAAAUUACAAUCCAUUAAUAGGUUGGAUGCAUGGAGCUCAGAUGGUAGCAUUCAAUAUGCAGGGAUAUGGUAAACAUCUCUGGUUAAUGCAUGGGAUGUUCAGAGCAAAUGGAGGGUGUGGCUAUGUUAAAAAGCCUGAAUUCUUACUGAAGUCUAGUCCAGAUAAUCACGUAUUUGAUCCCAAAGUAAAGCUUCCAGUGAAGAAAACUAUGAAGGUGAAAAUAUAUAUCGGUGAUGGUUGGCAUUUGGAUUUUAAGAAAACUCACUUUGAUGCAUAUUCCCCGCCAGAUUUUUACACUAAGGUUAGAAUAGCUGGAGUGCCUGCUGAUAUAAAAAAGCAUAAAACGGUAGUUAAGUAUGACAAAUGGACUCCGUUUUGGAAUGAAGAAUUUGAGUUCCCAAUGUCUGCUCCAGAACUGGCCAUACUUUGCAUUGAAGUACAUGAUGCAGAUAAUGGGCCGGAAAAAGAUGAUUUUGGUGGCCAGAAUUGUAUUCCUGUUUCUCAAAUAAGGCCAGGAAUUAGGGCUGUCUCUCUCUAUGACCGCAAAGGAGUGAAAUAUACCUCAGUGAAAUUGCUUAUGCGCUUCAAAUUUGUCUAAAAAGUUACAUAUGCCACCUAAUUUAGUAUUUUUAUUGUUAGAUGAAAUAUAUAAGUGUAGGGGAGGAGAGCAUCAAAUGCUAGACCUCUCCUUGUACCAGACCACCUCUGUCAGACAGUUUGCUACACCGCUACCAAAAGGUGUAGAUUGAAUUGGAUAGUUCGGUGUAUGGCCUGUAAUUUUCAACCUCAUUAAGGUUUGUUUCCUAGUAA
Molecule: messenger RNA, 2151 nt
Organism: Daucus carota subsp. sativus
Lineage: Eukaryota; Viridiplantae; Streptophyta; Magnoliopsida; Apiales; Apiaceae
Product: phosphoinositide phospholipase C 4
Exons: 10
Coding region: 164-1939 (591 amino acids)
Biological process (GO): lipid metabolic process; phosphatidylinositol-mediated signaling; release of sequestered calcium ion into cytosol
Molecular function (GO): phosphatidylinositol-4,5-bisphosphate phospholipase C activity
Source: RefSeq, a predicted model, not a curated record